AUGACGUGUGGCUACAACGCGCAAAGCUUGGUAGGGUCAAUGGAACGUCGGUUAAGCACAAAUCGGGCAACUGACUGGGGACGCAUUGUCGACUUGCUCCACACUAGAGGUGAAUACGAGUGCCCACCCGGUAAUUGCCAAAAUGAAGCUCUCACUUCUUGCACUGGCCAGUGCUGCCUCCGCGGCCGUCAUCACCACGCGCGAUGUUGUUUUCGAAGCCCGCAACUUCACCGCCAGCUGCGUCCCUCACAGCGCCAUGUGCUUGUAAGCAUUCCGCCCCCCUCCCUAUCCAACACGUUAAUAUUAACACGAGACAGCUACUCUCUAAAUGCCUUCAUGCCUGGAACCAUGGACACCCUAGGCUAUGACUGCACCGCCUCCGGUGUGGGCGGCCCGGGAAUCCUCCCCGAGAUUCAAGGCGGCACCUGCCCUCCCUCAUCGCGUACUUUCGACGUCGUCCGAAACGAGACCGGCAUGACCGUCAUCGUCAGCGUUCAAGUAUCUCUUCUUAGCUACACCAGGGGCGCGCAUUUCAUUCCCAACGAGCAGAUCCAGGUCAUGAAGGGCGUUACUCCGACUGGGGAUUACACGGCCUAUGUUGGACCCAAGGACUUUCCGCUGGAGAGGAUAUGGUAG
Molecule: messenger RNA, 636 nt
Organism: Podospora anserina S mat+
Lineage: Eukaryota; Fungi; Ascomycota; Sordariomycetes; Sordariales; Podosporaceae
Exons: 2
Coding region: 1-636 (211 amino acids)
Source: RefSeq, a predicted model, not a curated record